UGCGUUGCAGAGGCGUAGACAGCUUGCGCUAGAACGACGUGACGUCAUCGGGUCAAAGUUUACAGCUAUGGCGUCGGGAAAUGGAAUUGCUUCUCUGGGCGUGGAGGGAGCUACAGCAGCCGCCCAGGCUCUGUCUCUACCAGCUGAGGCUUAUGGGAACGAUCCUCAACUGGAGGUGAUGUGGGCGAUGAAGGCUUACAAUCAUGCAGAGAUCUACUUUAAUCUGAUCUCGUCAGUAGACCCUAGUAAUCUGAAGCUGACCAAGGUAGAUGACCGGAUCUAUACGUCCUUCAGAGAAUCCUUCUCAGACCUCAACAUCAAGAACUUGGACCCAGACAUGCUCAAAACUGCCGAUGCCAAAGAGAAGUGGCGUCCGUUCUGUAACCAGUUCGACGGGGUGGUGGAGGACUUUAACUAUGGGACUUUGCUACGACUUGACUGUGAGAAGGACUACACAGAGGAAAACACCAUAUUUGCCACCAGGAUCCAGUUCUUUGCCAUCGAGAUCGCUAGGAACAGAGAAGGAUUCAACACCCCUGUAUUCCAGGCCAAAAAACAACCGCCUUAACCCAUACCCUAUAACCAUUUUAGCAUAGUCUCCAACACCCUUGUAAACCCAACCAAGGAAGAGUUUCAACAGCCCUGGUUAAACACCCUACCUUUUGACCUAGGUAUGGGAUACUCUGAACCCCACAUCACCUACAACCCA
Messenger RNA from Salvelinus sp. IW2-2015, 709 nucleotides. RefSeq names its product protein PBDC1. Lineage: Eukaryota; Metazoa; Chordata; Actinopteri; Salmoniformes; Salmonidae. The record is from RefSeq and is a predicted model, not a curated record. Gene Ontology annotation, cellular component: cytoplasm.